CUCUUGGAGGCGAUCAGUUCCAGAUUUGAGCAAAACAUCAGUAUGUUGCAAUACUUAUAUUUCAGCAUGUUUCAAUGGCCUGUGUUCAUUUGGCAUCCAAAAUUGAAGAAGCACCAAGGCGUAUAAGAGAUGUAAUUAACGUGUUUCAUCGCCUUCGACAUCUAAGAGAGAAAAAGUAAAAAACCUGUACCUCUGCUGCUGGAUCAAGAUUAUGUUAAUUUGAAGAACCAAAUCAUAAAGGCAGAGAGAAGAGUUUUAAAAGAGCUGGGGUUCUGUGUUCAUGUAAAGCACCCUCAUAAGAUAAUCGUUAUGUACCUUCAGGUAUUAGAAUGUGAACGUAACCAACACCUGGUCCAGACUUCUUGGUAAGUUGAUCUUUCUUGUUGUAAGAGAUCAGCGGGGCAGUGGCAGAAAUAUGUCAUUUGAGGCACUCUGGGCAACAUUGGUGUAGCCCACAGCUAUCUUCAUGGAAUAGACAGUUCCAGUGUUUCCUGGAGUGCCCCAACCUACUACCCAAAUGUUGGUCGGCCUCUCUAAGUUUCAGGCGCUGUCUUUACUGGUAAGAUAGCUUUAAACCCAUCACCCCUUGCUCUUUCUUCCCUCUUCUCCCACUCUUUGCCCUCCCUCUAAAGUGAAUAUGUUAAGUGGUUGUUUCUCUGGGUAAAUCAUGCGUGCAGUUCUUGUCCGUCGCUGAUGGUGGGAGACAGACUUUCCCAACACUUGAGCUGUUGGUUGCAACAAGGGCAUCAGGAACCCUCGACACAUCCUUUUAUCCUCAUGGAUAAUCCAAGAUGUCAGCUACUAAGACUGGAUAACUCAGUGUUUUUUGCAUUUGCCUUGAAACUUCUGCUGCCUGCCUUGUUGCUUCACUGUAGUGAAGAGAAUCAUUUGGGGAUGGGUAUCAAAGUUAAAAAUUCCUGAUUUUUAAUUGUAACAAACUUGUAAUUCAGAAAACAAUGACAUGAUUUCAGAAUUGGAAUAAUGAAUCUAAAGGUCAUAUUUCUGCUGACUGAACUCUCUGGUACUGUGAUCUGUUUGAUGGAGAACCUAUUUUGACUUUUCUUUUCUGUACUCUUUUAAUCAAAGGGUAGCCUCUGAGGGUAAGUGACUAAGACUUCUCCUCUGCUGCCCAAGCGCUAUGGUGCAGGGAUAACUGCCGUCUUCAGUCAAACCAAAGCAGGCUCUACAAAGAGAAGGCUGACUCUAGACAGGUGGUAUAAAUACGAUAGUAUAGUAACUGGCCAACUGCUUCCUGUGCUUAUACUUUUGAUUUUUUUUAUUGUUGUGCCCUUGGCUCUAUUGUAUAUUGUAUGAAAACUGUUUAUGUUAAGAUGCUAUAACUAUGUUAAAGAUGCUGUAACUUUAUAAAAUGCAAAAAAAAAAAAGUCCUAUUUAAGGUGGGAUUUAAAUCUUAUGGGGUGAACUAACAUAUUUCAGAGUGUUUUAUCGUAUUUGUGUAAAUUUAAUCCAGCACUUAACAUACUUGAUUUAGAAGGUCUGUAAUUUGGAAUUGAGUUCAGCAAUGGCACUGGACACUUUCCACUUCAAAAUUAUACACAACUAUUGCGUUCAGAAUGUACAUGUAAAGUAGGACUAUAGGAACCAGCUUCCCUUUGUUUGGGUUGCAGAGAAAUAACUGUUAGAUCAAUGCCCAACCAUUACAUUUAAAAAUGUGCAUGUGGACACAGCAUAGAUGCAUUAUUGAAAAGUAGUGGGUAUCCAGUAUAACUGAUGUUUGAAAUGUCCUGAUUUACAUAACUUCAACAAAAAGUAGUUCUUUAAACAAAUGUUGAGUUCUAUAUGCACCCAAACUCUGAGCCCAAAGGCCAGCUGCACAGUUAACUAGACACUUUACUUUAGCAGUUUGGAAUAGGAAGCCCAUUCAUUCCCCUUACCUUUGAAUAAUACUUCUCACUGCACUUCAUUUCAUAAAAGCUUUCUCUGAUUUCCCUCAUUGUCUCCAUAGCAAAAACAAAGUAGAAUAGCAUAACUUAGUGUAAGCUUUCUACAUUGGCAAGAUGGAGAGUCAAGACUAAGUCUUUAACUUGCCACUGUUUUUCCAGUGGUCUCAGUCAUUCCCCAGGUAUUAGAACUGAGAUCUGGUAGAGGACUAAAAUGCUGAUAGAAGUGUGAGCGUCUUUCCUUUUAGAAUUCAUUAGCACCUGUAAACGGGGUUUUAAAUGGUCCGUGGGCUGUUUUUUUGAGUGUCCUUGUGGACUGCAUACCCACCCACAAUCCGUUUCAAAAGCUUAUUAAAAAGUUUGUAUAACUACCCAGUGGCCUUCAUUCUGGGUGGUAUUUUAUCUCUUGCCCAAGUUACAUCUUUUAAGCAUUUCACUUGUUGACAAAUCCAGAUGCAAAGCACUUUUAAAAUAUGAAUUUCCUUAAGGAUUUAAAAAUCAAAAUCUUUUAAAAUAUAUACUGACUGUUGUGGAAUAUGUGCAAUAUUUUACAGUUGUCUCAUUCUGUGAACAUUCAUUUUAAGAAACCUUGUUGAAAUGGGACAAUUUGGAAACGAUACUGUCACGUGCCAGAGAAGAGGAGAUCUGUUAGAAUACUGACCCAUCCUCAGCAUUGAUGUUCCGAAAUACCUGGAUUUCUUCCGCGGCUGGUUUUUUGCAUCACAAAUGGAUUCCGUCUUGGAUGCUGACUCUCUAAUGGAAAAUGGACAGGUUCCAAAAGUAUUUAUGUGGAAAUGGGCACACUCUGAAGUGGACUGCUUUUCUACGAAGAACUCCGGCAGCAUCGGCAACUUUGAACGCUAGCUUUGAGUUUGCAUGCUUCUCUGCACUCUGGGAUUGAGCCUAGAUUUCUGUUACUGAGUACUUGACAGAUUUUGUCUCUUCAAAAACAUUUGUUUUUGCAUGAGAGCGCAGGCCAGUAGUCCUAGAGGGAAAAGUAAAGUUAAAAUUGGUUCUCUUUCAAAACGGAUUUGUCUGACAGCCAGUCAAAUUUAUUCCCAACCACAUAUCCAUCCCCUUUGAAGUAAUUUUUCUAACUUCUCUUCAGGUUUAUAGGAGUAAAGCAUUUGAGCUUAGUGAUAGAAUGCAUAGAGAAGUAGUUACUGUAGAAUUGGAGAGACUAAAACUGAGGAAUUCUGCAGGGGGUUGCAAUUUUCCCCUUAUUUUGUCUUUUAGGAAUUACAUGAAUGACAGUCUGCGAACUGAUGUCUUUGUUAGAUUCCAGCCAGAAAGUAUUGCCUGUGCCUGUAUCUACCUUGCAGCUAGAACAUUGGAGAUCCCACUUCCUAAUCGUCCUCACUGGUUUCUACUGUUUGGAGCAACAGAGGAGGAAAUUCAAGAAAUCUGUAUAACAAUCCUGCAGCUGUAUACUCGGAAAAAGGUUGACUUGUCUUAUCUGGAAAGCAAAGUAGAAAAGAAAAAACUAGCAAUUGAAGAGGCAAAAGCACAAGCUAAAGGUCUGCUACCUGAUGGGACUCCCAGUUUGGAUAAUACAUCAGGGUUUUCCCCUGCUCCUAAAAAUGAGUCUCCAAAAGAAGGUAAAGGAAAUAAGCCUUCACCCCUUCCUGUGCAGGCAAUGAAGAAUGCCAAAAGAAAAAUGGAUGGAGCAAAAAGAACAAAUUCCAAUAGCCCAGUGAAUGGCAUUCAGAAAGGAAGGGAGAGCAGAAGUGGAAGCAGAAGUCGAGAGCAGAGUUAUUCAAGAUCACCAUCUAGAUCAGCAUCUCCUAAGCACAGGAAAAGCGAAAGCUACUCGACAUCGAGUGGCUCCAAAUCCCACAGCCGCUCCAGGAGUCGCAGUGAUUCUCCCCCGAGACAGUUCAACCACAGUACUGGUUACAAAGGCUCUAAAAUGAGGAGUUACAAAAAGUCAAAGGACUACAAAUACUCAGCACACAAGCCAAGGAAGUCCCACAGCAGGAGCUCGUCACGUUCCCGAAGCCGCUCACGAGAGCGUUCUGAUCAUUCUGGGAAGUACAAAAAGAAAAGUCACUACUACAGAGAGAGACACGAGCGUUCACGCUCCUAUGAGCGUGCGGGUCAUCGCUAUGACCGAGACCACCCAGGUCACAGCAGGCAUAGGAGAUGAAUGUUACAAACGGUUCUCCUCUGUCCUUGGGGAUUCAGGGUGGAGCCUGGGUUGUAAACCACUUAGCUUCAGUAAACUUUGCUAACUCUACUUGUUAGCAUAAAUCCAAAGACACUGGUUAGAUAUAAUGUGGAAGACUUAAUUUGGUAAAUGGUUUAGUUGUUCUGCUACUGGAGUGUCUCUUAGAAAUGUUGAAGAGCCUCCCUCUUGUAGUGGAUGCUUGGACUCCUGUUCUUUGGUAAUGGAUAUAUUUGCAUACUGUAGUGCAAUGGUGUUAAUAUAUUUCUGGGAUUGAAGUACUCGGCACCAAUUUCCCUGCUUAGUGAUUAGAGAAUUCUGCUGAACAGACCUUGAUGGAACUAGAAGAAAGCUCAAACAUUUAAUGAAAACUAUUAGUGGCUUGGUGCUAACAGCGGUUUCAUACUGACGCAAUUAUGUUGUACAAAUGUAAGGUGAUAUUUCUACAACUGAUACCUAUAUUAGGUUACACUUGUGUAUAUAUUUUGCAGUGUUUAACAAUACAAUAUGGGAAUAUGGCCUUAUUAGCCCUUACACUUUAGCCACAGUGUAAAUAAGCAUUUGUUUAAUACAAGUGAAUGCUGUAUACUGAAAAGACAAAACUUGAAUUCUAUCAGUUUAAGAUUUGUGUAGAGAAUUCUGAGAAAUGUGAAAGUAUUUAGCUCUGUGUAUUGAAAGUAGUAUAUUUUUAUCUGUGCAAUGCUGUGUGCAGGCCACCAGCUCAGAGACGUUUCAUAUAUAUACAUUUUAUGUGUUUUGAAUAAUUAUACUCAGGAUAUUUGACACUCUGAAGAAUUGGUAGUUUGUCAAUCUGCUUGCUUGUUUAAAAACAGAAGGUGUAAAAAUAACAGUUCAAUAGACAGCCCAGUGGUAUCCGUUUUAGUGGUAUAUCUGAGCUGUUCCUGUGCUCCCUAAUUUCAUUAAAGUAUUUGAUUUUGUAUUUAAA
Pelodiscus sinensis (Chinese soft-shelled turtle) is the source of this 5011-nucleotide messenger RNA. The record is from RefSeq and is a predicted model, not a curated record. NCBI's taxonomy places the organism in Eukaryota, Metazoa, Chordata, Testudines, Trionychidae.